Physeter macrocephalus (sperm whale) is the source of this 9881-nucleotide messenger RNA. It is a transcript of the gene AKAP13, whose product is annotated as A-kinase anchoring protein 13. Gene Ontology annotation, molecular function: MAP kinase scaffold activity; guanyl-nucleotide exchange factor activity. Gene Ontology annotation, cellular component: membrane; actin cytoskeleton. The coding region runs from base 625 to 5166 and encodes 1513 amino acids. The record is from RefSeq and is a predicted model, not a curated record. Lineage: Eukaryota; Metazoa; Chordata; Mammalia; Artiodactyla; Physeteridae. The transcript has 32 exons. Gene Ontology annotation, biological process: positive regulation of canonical NF-kappaB signal transduction; regulation of Rho protein signal transduction; adrenergic receptor signaling pathway.
CUCAGAGCUUCAACUUUUUUUUUUUCCUAUAAAGGAAAAAUUGAUUUUCCUUGUCUUCGUUUUUGUUUUAUAAGCAAGAAGAGGAUUUAAUGAGAGAAUUUUUUCCUAUCAUCCCUUCAAAUUAGAGUUGUCUUCCCUUCUUCUCUCUUUCUCUUUUCCUGACAGAGUACAUACUGGAUUUUUAUUGCCUGCUUUGGGCUAUUUCACCACGUGCGUCAGCCAUUAUGUGUAGCCGGUUAAUUCUUAAUUUUUCCACUGGAAUUAUCGCCAGUGAUGGAAAUGGUGUGUGCUUCUCUUUCGGUCAAGAUCUGCCUAAAGUAUAGCAUCUGGAAGCAUUUAUUGUUCAUAUUGUGAAUUGUAAAUUGUAAAUUCAUCAUCCCAGUACUCUGAAGUUGCCAGGAAGUUCUUAGUCCGUUCAAGGAGUUGGGAUUCUGCUUGGUUUUCUUUAAUUCAGUUUUUGACCCUUUGAGGGUUUUCUACAUAGAGGAGUCUGGAAGUCAUAAAUCCCCUCCAGCUCACGGUAAGAAACUUGGAGCUCUGGACUUGCGGGAGCGCAGUGGUCCCCCAGGUUGACAGUGGGUACAUCUCCUGCAUCUUACUUCCUCUCUUCUGCAUUUGGACAAAAUGUAUGAACGGCACAAGAGGCGCUACAGCCUAUGUGACAUCUCCAAGGUGGACAGGACUGUGGACGUGGUGUUGCUGAAGAUAAACCGAGAAAGCUGGUGUACCAUUGAGCCAUGCCCAGGUGCAGCAUCUCUUUUGGCUCCCACGCAGAGCCCAGAAUGUGAUAACUUCCUGGAUGUUGGAUUGGGCAGAGAGUGUGCCUCAAAACAAGGUGUCCUUAAAAGAGAAUCUGGGAGUGAUUCUGACCUCUUUCACUCACACAGUGAAGAAGUGGACAGCAUUAUCUUCUCCAAGCCUGAGGAAGAACAGUUGGCCUGUGAUAUCACUGGAUCCAGUUCCUCCACCGAUGACACAGCGUCCUUGGAUCGACAUUCUUCUCAUGGCAGUGAUGUGUCCCUCUCCCAGAUUUCAAAUUUGAACAGGUCCAGAGACCAGCAAUGUCUUGAUGGUUUCUACAACCAUGGGGUGGGAGCUGAGGGUCGAGAGAGUGAGAGUGAGCCUGCCGGCUCAGGUGAGAUGGAAGAGGAGGAGAUGGACAGCAUCACCGAAGUGCCUGCGAACUGCUCUGUCCUGAGGAGCUCUAUGCGCUCUCUGUCCCCUUUCCGGAGGCACAGCUGGGGUCCUGGGAAGAACGCAGCCAGUGACGCAGAAAUGAACCACCGGAGUUCAAUGCGAGUUCUUGGGGAUGUUGUCAGGAGACCUCCCAUUCAUAGGAGAAGUAUGAGCUGGUGUCCCUCUGGUGUGCAAUACUCUGCUGCCCUGAGUGCUGACUUUAAUUACAGAAGUUUCAGUCUAGAAGGCUUGACAGGAGGAGCUGGUGUUGGAAACAAGCCAUCCUCAUCUCUGGAAGUAAACUCUUCAAACACCAAAGAGCUCGGACACCCUUUUAGUGGCGAGGAAAGGGGUGACUCGUUGGUGUCACUUUCAGAAGAGGAUCUGGAAUCAGGCCAGAGAGAACAUAGGAUGUUUGAUCAGCAGACAUGUCACAGAUCAAAACAACAAGGAUUUAAUUACUGUACAUCAGCCAUUUCUUCUCCAUUGACAAAAUCCAUCUCAUUAAUGACAAUCAACCAUCCUGGGUUGGACACCCAGCAGCAGAUGCAGCCAACAAGGCGGAUCUCCUUCUCCGUCAGCAUCUCUCCGCUCCUCCUUAAGUCUAAAACUCUCUUUUCUCUUGGCUCUUCUUAUUCCAGUGGUGAGGAGGAGGAGUUGCAUAAUUCACGGCCCUUCCACAACACCAAUGCUAAUCUGACUGAGAGUAUAACAGAAGAGAACUUUAAUUUCCUGCCACAAAGCCCCUCCAAGAAAGAUUUUGAAGGGAAGAGUGGAACAAAAGUCAGUCGUACGUUCAGCUACAUCAGGAAUAAAAUGUCCAGCAGUAAGAAGAGCAGGGAAAAGGAAAAGGAGAAAGAUAAGAUUAAGGAGAAGGAGAAAGAUUCCAAAGAGAAGGAGAAGGACAAGAAGACUCUGAACGGGCACACUUUCAGUUCCAUCCCUAUUGUGGGUCCCAUCAGCUGUAGCCAGUGCACGAAGCCUUUCACCAACAAAGACGCCUAUACUUGUGCAAAUUGUAGUGCUUUUGUCCACAAAGGCUGUAGAGAAAGUCUGGCCUCCUGUGCAAAGGUCAAAAUGAAGCAGCCCAAAGGGAACCUUCAAGCACAUGACACAUCUUCGCUGCCCACAGUCAUUAUGAGAAACAAGUCCUCCCAGCCCAAGGAGCGCCCUAGGUCCGCAGUCCUCCUGGCCGAUGAAACCACUACCGCCCCCAUGUUUGCUAACAGACGGUCCCAGCAGAGUGUGUCGCUCUCCAAAAGUGUCUCCAUUCAGAACAUUGCUGGAGUUGGCAAUGAUGAGAACAUAUCAAACACCUGGAAAUUCCUGUCUCAUUCAACAGACUCACUAAAUAAAAUCAGCAAGGUCAAUGAGUCAACAGAGUCCCUUACCGAUGAGGGAGUAGGUACAGACAUGAAUGAAGGGCAGCUAAUGGGAGACUUUGAGAUUGAGUCCAAACAGCUGGAAGCAGAGUCCUGGAGUCAGAUAGUGGACAGCAAGUUUCUGAAACAACAAAAGAAAGAUGUGGUCAAACGGCAAGAAGUGAUUUAUGAGCUGAUGCAGACGGAGUUCCACCACCUCCGCACACUCAAGAUCAUGAGCGACGUGUACAGCCGGGGCAUGACGGCCGACCUGCUCUUCGAGCAGCAGAUGGUGGAGAAGCUCUUCCCCUGUUUGGAUGAGCUGAUCAGUAUCCACAGCCAGUUCUUUCAGAGGAUCCUGGAGCGGAAGAAGGACUCUCUGGUGGAUAAAAGUGAAAAGAACUUUCUCAUCAAGAGGAUUGGGGAUGUGCUUGUGCACCAGUUUUCAGGAGAGAACGCAGAACGCUUAAAGAAGACAUACGGCAAGUUUUGUGGGCAGCACAACCAGUCUGUAAACUACUUCAAAGACCUCUAUACCAAGGAUAAGCGUUUUCAGGCCUUUGUGAAGAAGAAGAUGAGCAGUUCAGUCGUACGGAGGCUUGGAAUCCCAGAGUGUAUAUUGCUUGUUACCCAACGGAUCACCAAAUACCCGGUUCUGUUCCAAAGAAUAUUGCAAUGUACCAAAGACAGUGAAGUGGAGCAGGAAGAUCUAGCUCAGUCCCUGGGCCUGGUGAAGGAUGUGAUUGGAGCUGUGGACAGCAAAGUGGCAAGUUAUGAAAAGAAGGUCCGUCUCAAUGAGAUUUAUACAAAGACAGACAGCAAGUCGAUCAUGAGAAUGAAGAGUGGUCAGAUGUUUGCCAAGGAGGAUCUGAAGCGGAAGAAGCUUGUGCGGGAUGGGAGCUUGUUUCUGAAGAGCACAACAGGGAGGUUGAAAGAGGUUCAAGCGGUCCUGCUUACUGACGUUUUAGUGUUCCUUCAAGAAAAAGACCAGAAAUACGUCUUUGCGUCAUUGGACCAGAAGUCAACGGUGAUCUCUCUAAAGAAGCUGAUUGUAAGAGAGGUAGCACACGAGGAGAAAGGUUUAUUCCUAAUCAGUAUGGGGAUGAAAGAUCCAGAGAUGGUGGAAGUCCACGCCAGCUCCAAAGAGGAGCGGAACAGCUGGAUUCAGAUCAUCCAGGACACGAUCAGCACCCUGAACAGAGAUGAAGAUGAAGGAAUUCCUAGUGAGAAUGAGGAAGAAAAGAAGUUGUUGGACACCAAAGCUCGGGAGUUAAAAGAACAACUUCAACAAAAGGACCAGCAGAUCCUACUCUUACUGGAAGAGAAGGAGAUGAUUUUCCGGGACAUGACUGAGUGCAGCACUCCCUUGCCAGAGGAUUGCUCCCCAACUCAAAGCUCUAGAAUCCUCUUCCGAUCCAACACAGAAGAGGCUCUCAAAGGAGGGCCUUUAAUGAAAAGUGCAAUAAAUGAGGUGGAGAUCCUUCAGAGUUUGGUGAGUGGAAGCCUGGGAGGCACACUUGGGCAGGCUGUCAGCAGCCCUGUUGAACAAGAAGGCAUGGUAGGCCCAGUUUCCUUGCCCCGGAGAGCAGAGACCUUUGGAGGCUUUGACAGCCAUCAGAUGAAUGCUUCAAAAGGAGGUGAGAAGGAAGAGGGAGAUGAUGGCCAAGAUCUUAGGAGAACAGAAUCGGACAGUGGUCUGAAAAAGGGUGGAAAUGCUAACCUGGUAUUUAUGCUUAAAAGAAACAGUGAGCAGGUCGUCCAGAGCGUCAUCCAUCUCCACGAGCUCCUCAGCACUUUGCAGGGGGUGGUGCUGCAGCAGGACAGCUACAUCGAGGACCAGAAGCUGCUGCUGACCGAGCGGGCGCUCACGCGGACGGCGUCGCGGCCCAGCUCCCUCCUCGAGCAGGAGAAGCAGCGCAGCCUGGAGAAGCAGCGCCAGGAUCUGGCCAACCUGCAGCGGCAGCAGGCGCAGCACCUGGAGGAGAAGCGGCGGCGCGAGCGCGAGUGGGAGGCCCGCGAGAGGGCGCUGCAGGAGCGCGAGGCGCGGCUGGCGCAGCGCGAGGACGAGCUGCGGCGCAGCCGCCAGGACCUGGAGCGCGAGCACGACGAGCUGCAGCAGAGGAAGGUCGCCUACCAGAGCGACCUGGAGCGCCUGCGCGCCGCCCAGAGGCAGCUCGAGCGCGAGCAGGAGCAGCUGAAGCGGGAGGCCGACCGGCUCAGCCAGAGGCCCGCCGACUGUGACGUCGGCCAGGUUUCAUAUCAACACACCAAGCUACUGAGGAUCCCAUCCUUCCUUCCGAAUCCUGAGGAGACCCUCUUGCCACCGGCACCUUCCAUAGCCAAAUCAGGAUCAUUGGACUCAGAACUCUUAGUGUCCCCAAAAAGGAACAGCAUCUCUCGGACACACAAAGAAAAGGGGCCUUUUCACAUACUGGGUUCCACCAACCAGACAAACAGAGUACCAGAGGGUCAGAGCCAGACCCCAGUGUCCACGUCUACCCGCCUGUUUGGGUUAGCUAAGCCAAAGGAAAAGAAGGAGAAAAAGAAGAAGAACAAAGGAAGCCGCUCGCAGCCCGGUGAUGGCCCUGCAUCUGAAGUACCCGCAGAGGGGGAGGAGAUCUUCUGCUGACCCCGUUCCUCUCCGAGGCAGCCACUCCUGUCCCGCCACGGUUACAGCCCCAACCCCUGCUGUCCUGUGCGCCCACUCUCCUACACUGAUGCCCGUGUCAUGCAGUGCCCAGCCCUCCUGCACUGCCCGGGUCCUGGACCAGAAGAACAACUGGUCUUGGGGGUCAGGAGGCCCAGGAUUGGCAACCCAACGCCUCUCGGGUUGGGGCCAGCCCUGCUGUGGAUGGUGGAUGUUACACUGAGAGUAGUGGCCCCAGAAGUCCAGGCGAUGGUUUUGGGCAUGUCAGGAAUUCUGACAUGAGGCUGAAAGAGUGUUUCCAAAUGCGGUCUGAAACUCUUACUGCCUUUUGUUUUGGGGAACAGAACCAAAAAUCAAACAGCAGAUAGUUUGGACUUCAUCUGAGCACAUACAGUAGCCCGUCUGCACAUACACGUGGAGUGCGCCAGAACUGUGCACGGUCUAUACCAGAUGCCUGCUGGGCUCGGCUCAAGCCCCGCACGAGGGGCGCUGCCCGCCACCGCUCAGGGAGCACUCACUCAGAGCCUCACCCACUAGCCCUCCCAGGCGGUCUCCCUGUAAACUCACCCCAUGCACGCCUCACCCCUUUUUGCGUGUAUUUCUCAUUUCACUUCAGAAGGGACGACAAACAUUUGUGAGAACCAGUGAGAGAAGGCUUGAUGUCUUUAAAAAGCAGAUGAUCUUGAAACACCUUGAUUUUGGUGUUUCAGUCACUUUAAAAAGAAAAAAUGUAUCUAAUUUUAUCAAAUCUAAAAGAAAUCAUAUAUUGGCUUUCCAAGAUGUUUGCCCACAUUUUCUGGCACAGACGAAGUAGAGAGACCUCCUCACCAUCACCCCUGCGGCAUGACACUUUUUGGUUGUCACUGGCCAUUCAGCAGUGGCCACGGCCUCCUGGCAGUAUUCCUGAGACCUCGAGGUGCCUCCCCAGGGAAGCUGCUCCUGCCUGGCAGUUGCCAUGGGAGAGGAUGGCCCCAUCCGCGCUCCACCCACGCAAGGACCGCCUGCUUCUCCUGCUGCCAGGGGGUGCCCACCCUGUACUAGACAGCUGGCCAAAAAGCAGGUUCAGGUGGGUGUGUUAGGCCCAUAUGAAGCGGUUCCCACCAGUACAGACCGAGAGAAGAGCUGGCCAGAAGGUAUGGCUUGGGAAGUUCUCCUAUCAGGAGGCCUGGCAAAAUUUGAUUUCUUUAAAAAGUUUUAAAAAUGAAAGGCCUGAUGGUUAUUGUACUCUACCCCUUGAAGAAUCCACAGAUGCUGCCUGUUUGUUCUUUUCCUUCUCUCUUUUUCUUGUCCCACUGUGUUUUGAUCUGUAUUCCUUGAGGCUUGUCACCAGCGGGGAGGUGCAGGAUGUUUCUCCCUGAGGCCCCUGCACCUGCCACACUUGUUAACCCCCCAGGAGGGGAAACCCUGGAAAAUCCUGUGCUUUAAAUGUGGUCAUUGAUUCCUGCCUUUUGCCCCUCAGGAGCAUGGGUCUUUGAACAUACUUUUUAAAAACAAACAAAAAAAAUCUGUAACUUGGUGCUUGUUGAUGAAUUGCAAGCUGGCCUUGCAGAUGGAGAUAUUUAUCUUUCAGUUUAUUUGAAAGAGGUCUGGUUUAAAAUUUUUAGCUUAGAUUUGUUUUAUUUAUUUGUGUGUUGUGUGCGUGUGUAUGUGUGUGUGUUUUAAGGGUGAACUCACCAGCCCAACGGUUUCAACUGUCCAGUCCAGCAGCCGGUGCUGCUUCCUUACUCCCCCGUGUCUGUCAAAGUGCCUCGAAGGCCCAAAGGAAAAUUAAGGGUUGGGGGAGGGGUCCAUUUCCUUCCCCCUCCCACCCUCACCUCAUACUUUGAUCAAGGGAUGUCUUCUUCCUUGCUUGACAGUUAAGAAACUUGCCACCCAUGGGCUACAUUUGCCUAGUUUUGUCGUGGAGAUUUCUUACCCUUCAGAAACACACCUUGAGCAGGACCAGCUGAUUUUCUAUUGAACCUUGAUGUACUACCCCCCCUCGCCCCCCCACAGAGACCCUAAACAGCAAAAGGUUAGGUUGCUUCCUGCCGCCAGUCUGCACAGCUCAGCUUGAGUACGGCCAGCCUGUCAUGCCUUUCUCAGAUCCACAGGGAGCUCAGCCGUCUGUCCCUGUCACUGGCUCAGGUUCACCUCUGUGGGUCCCCGUCCCACAGAGGGAAGCUCUGCUGGAAAGGGGUGGGGCUGGUGAAUGAGGACCUGCAUCCUCCUUCCUCUGUCCGUGUAGGCUGGGCCUCCCUGUCUCUGGGCUUGAAACCAGGGCUCAGUGCUGAUGGGGUUUGCCCUAACGCAGGCUCUUCACAAAAAGCACCCUGGACGCCGAGUUUCUGUAUAUAGGUGCACAGGUGGCUUUCAACUUUAAAGGGUCUUUUACUCCCAACUAGUUGUGAAGUUUCGGUUGCCUUGGUUAUUCGGUGGUAGUUUUUUUAAAAUGGUGAUUUCCCCUUCACCUGCACCCCACUGACUUAAAAUACUUUGGUCAGCCUGUGGUUGGACAAGUUUAGAAUCAGCAUCAGAAGGCAUCUCCCCCAAAACAGUGUGCGGUGCAGAGGGAGAACCACUUACCCGGACCCGUGCUUUUCCAUGCCUUCGUCCUCUCCCUCCCCCUUUGAUAAGGAGCUCGGGGACUUUGUUGUUGCGCUUUUGGGGGACCGCCUGGGAUCGUUGCUGCUCCUGCUUUCGCUGAUGGCCUUGCGGCCUCCUCUGACCUUGAGGCCUGUCCUGGUUACUGAGGUGUCCUUCAUGUGAGAAGGGGCUGUCUCCCGGGACAGCUCAGACUCAGUUCUCCACGGUGUCCCCACGCUAGGGGCCGUGCUUCUCUAGCUCCGGAAAUCAGAGACCUGGCCUUCCUUGUGUUUAGGUUUUGGGGGACAGAUGGAAGCACCAUCGAGUUCCAGAAUCUCGUGAGUUGCCUGGAAGGAGACUGCAUCUUCUCUCAAAACUUCCAUCAUCUCAGUGGUCGUCAUCCCAGUUGGGUGGCAUGUGCACUUUAAACGCUCUCUACAGUCGGCUUCACUUUUGAGACAAUCAAGUAUGCUAACUGUUUUCUUUGAAAAUGGAGAGGGUUAAAAAACAUGCAGAUUGCCAUAAUUCAACCUUUGCCAACAUUCCAUCCUCUACCCCCAUGAGAGCUGUCUGUGGGGAAGAAAUCCUUAUCAAGACUUCUUUUUUUUGGAAAGGUACGAAUCUUACCUUUUUUCCUCUCAUGUCUCAGGGUAAUACCACUAAAAAUUGUUCCUUUGCUGAUAUUCUCCCUUAUUUGUUAUCUUCCCAAGCCCCUAGUAUUAGCAUUAGUGAGCACACAUUUUUAAGAUCCUUGGGGUUUGUCGUACCUUUAUUUGGAGAGUGGGUGUUAGUGUGUAGGGUUUAUAAAUAGGCCCCGCCUUAAAUAAAAGGUAGCACCAUAACCUUAGGGGCCAGAACUCCAUCCCGAAGGUACCAUUCACAGAAGUACUUUAUGUUUCAUCCAUUGGUCACAAAGUUCUUUUUCCAUAGCCGGUUCUCUCUCCCCAAGGAUUUGGUAUCAGCCUUGGAGCUGCAGUUGUUGAUACAGCGUUGAUGGGGGGGCCAGUUGUGCCCAGAGGACAGCUAAGCCCAGGGACUGGGGUGGGAGCACGUUGAGAGAGACGGUCCUGGUGAGUGGGCUUCAGCAGCCAUGAAGAGGGUGGCUUGGAGGGGACCCCAGACACUGCCAACGGGUGUGGACACACUUGGAAUGUGGAAGCCCAGAAAGAACCCUUCCAAUUCCACGGCAGUGGUUGAGGGAUGUGUGCCUAGCCUUCCUGCAGCGGGACAGUGUGGCACACACACCUGUGGUCCUGGGGUCACGGCCCCACCUGGCGCUGUUGCUCCGUUUGACCCUCGGAGACAAGGAAAGGGGCAAAGAGAUUGUUUUGGUUCGGUUCUUCAUUUUCUUUCUUUCCAUGUAGCGUAACAUUCCUAGUUAACCGGAGCUUUGGGAUCUACUGCCUGCUGGCCAGGUUUUAAAGUGAAAAGUCUUUUAGUGCUGCCAUAAGAGGGAAAAAAACAAAGGCUUCUUUCCAUGUACCAAUCGGAUUUAAUUUGUCAAAAGCUCGACAGGCCUUGAGUGAGUUCUCCAUCUUGCUAAGGUUUAAAGACAGGCAGACCCAGCUGGCUGAAGUCUCUCCUGCCACGACGGUGGCAGCCUGCUCCAGACACCCAGGCUGAGCCCGGUCUCUGCUCACCCUGCUUGAAUGCCUCUGCCUUUUGUGACCACCUGCCAGGAUGGGCCGCUCCAGAGCACUGACAGGGGCCUGCCCGGUCGGCUGGCCCACGGUCACGGUUUGGCCUGAGGUUUCCGGCGUGUCACCCCGCCGGGCAGGCAGGGGACACCAGGACAUGCAGGAGGGUGAUUACCAUGCACCUUAUACCUCUGCUCUCAUUUGUUGUUCUCAAAUGCUAAAUGAACGUUUCUGUGCUGAAUCCUAUUAGAUAAAAAGGGGUUAAAACCCAGAUGCUGUAUAUUAAUUUGUAAUUAUGUAUAAAGUGAAGCAGUUUUAAACUGUAAAGAUUUUUUCAGUGUGUUUUCUGGAAUUUUGCCACAACGUACUGGCUUUGUAUUUUAUUUAUCUUCCUUUCUGGUUAGUAGCUUCCGACCCUUGUAAAGUCCCCCUCCACCCUUUCAAAAAAAAUAAUAAAUGUCCUUUAAGUCUCGAUGGUGACUGUGUUGUAUUCCU